Messenger RNA from Porites lobata, 28996 nucleotides. The record is from the annotation of a GenBank genome assembly. Lineage: Eukaryota; Metazoa; Cnidaria; Anthozoa; Scleractinia; Poritidae.
CAGGAUAAUCUUUUCAAGAAACUGAUAUCCAUUAAAACUUCAACCAACCAAGACAAAGCAGUAGAUCCUAUUUCCGGGAUACGCUUAGUUGACUAAUUUAGUGUUUGACCUGAGAGGUACAUUCUUUGACAUGGAAAUAUAGGAGCUGAGGGAUCUUGCUGAAUGAGACAGCCAUUAUUUGUUGGAGAAUUUUAAGAGUUACAGAACAAGCAUUUGGGAGGAAUUCUGGUAAUUUUACUAGCCGCGAGACGACGGGCAUACUCUCAACCUUGGCAAAGAUUAUGACGGCUAUAAAGAUUUUAGCUGUUUGUCACGCACUCAAGCGAAGGUAAGAAAACAACCGUUUAAUGUUUAUAUCUUAACGUGCAAUCACAUGUAAAACGUAUUUCCAUUUAUCUCGCGAAGUUUAGAAUAUAUCUUGUAGUUUACAAACUCAACAAACUGAAGUGGGCCAUCUCCGAUACUUGUUACGCGUUAGCAGUCAUCCCAGACUGUACCGUUUUUUUGGCCCAAAAUCGGCUUGUUUAGUAUUUGUCCUGUAUUUCAAGCAAAAUAAAACUUGUACUAAGUAAAAUUACUUAUUUAGGGAGAAAAUACGCACUGGAACCGAGAUAAAAGUCUCAAUGAGUGGGGAUGAAUAAUUGAUUACUUGUACGACUGUCUUCCGCUUAGAAAAUGUAUAAUUAUCAUGUGAUAGUCCGCGUGUAGAUGUGAUUAUCGGGUUCAUAUUCUUUGGAUUACACACCAGGGGAUGUGUUCUUGUAACCAUCAAGAAAACUGCAAACAGUCUCUAAGAUUCUUUUUUACGUAACCAACUGAAAAUUUAAGUGACGUUUCUGUAAUAUUGGCCAGGUCUACCGGCCCGGGGCUACCAACAGAGUCGGCACAUACGAAAACAACAACGAGCUUUAUUUGCAUGACCAUACAAUGUACAGUGUUGCAAAAGCUAAAAAAAAAGUUAGCUGUCGUUAGCUCAGGAUCCAUAGGAACAAGGGUAGGAAAGAAAUAGCCGGAUGGCCUGCGCAUCAAGCGUUUCCGUGCAAGUUCGUCAGUUUAGACCAGCUGAAACGAAAGCAAAACUGUGCAUGAAAGUUUGUUUGAGUUAUUUGGAACUACUAUCAGCCAAAACCCAUUGAUUAAGGUCUUUUUUUUCACUUUGAUUGGUGUCCUUUUCGAUCAGUUUUCUUGUUGUUCAGAUGUUAGUUUGAGCCACAUCGACGAGUGUACCGCAGAUGAGUCAUAAAAUAAUGUGGGUAAAAACUUGGAUUACACGACUCUGAUCUUUGGCUGUUACCUUACUUGAUCGUCCGUGGAAGAAACCCGAUGCUGUGGCCAUUUCGGAUAAUUUGUGACCUCUUUAGCAUUUCUUUCAAAUGGUACUUUGUUUUCCACGUUUUACAGAGGGAUAUGGAAUUUUUAUUAGUUUUUUAAAAAGGGAAAUUAUGAGAUAUUCCGACAUAAACAAACCAGGGUAUAUCGGCCAACUGCUGGUGAUGCGAUGGUGAAGUUAUUUGUUAAAUUAAAGCGUCCCCUGGACCAACAUUUAACCUUUAAACAUCUCAUGCUACAUAUCGAAUUCUCAAACCAAAUAUACCAGAGAAGAUUAAAUAAUUUAAUAACAGUGGAACAAUACAAGUAGUGCAGAUUAAAUGCUUUUAGGAGGACAAAGAGAAAGGAAAGAACGAAAGAAAAAAGCUACCCCAGUUCCAACAAAAACAUCAAAGGAUAACACCACGGUAAAGAGAUGACGUGGAAGUAGGCGGGAAACCUCAGUUAUAUUUUUCUUGUGAACACCCUUGUCCUCUAGAUAGCCCUUAUUCCUAUUUAGUUCAAGACAGAAAUACACACUUGGUAAAGGGCCUUUGCUCAACAGCAAUAUUAUAUAAACAACAACAAUAACGGGGCAAUCAAACGUAAAGAAAUCAUUGGUGCUUCCCUGUCCCCCCCCCCCCUCUUCCCUAAACUUCCCGCUAGGAGGAUGCUAUCUACAGAAUCUACAAUAUAGGAUAAAUCGCUAUCGGACGGAUAAGCCGUUAAGAAAAACCAGUGUUAGUGCACUAAACUCAAACCUCUAACGCCCAUGAAGCACGCUUUAUUUUAUCUCUUUUCGGCCGACCGUAAGGAGUUACAACGCUACGAUGUUAUUCUCCGGUCGUUCCUAGGCAAAAGUAAGUAAAAGGAAGUUAACACACGGAACCCUCCGAUCUACGGUGCUGUACGAAAUUCUUGGACAUCGAGUCGCCGCAUAAUGAUAUUAAAACAUGAAGACCCUCUUGCCAAUCCAGAAAACCUUCCAAUGUAAACAUUAUAAGUCGAUAUUUAAGCUCCUUUUUUGGAUGUUGUAAUCCGCUUUUGCAAAUGGUCAGUUUUAAAUCCGCUUUUUGAAUUGAGGUGUAUUGGAAGUGGUCAAAUUAAUAGGAAUGUCCAAGAUGUACGAAAACAGAGCCAGAGGGCAUAAACGCAUCAGGAAGCAACCUUAAAAGUCGACCAUCAGAAGAAAUCAUGAUGGUACAUACGGUUAUGGGUUACUAUACAGGAAACGCCUUUGAUUGUUUUUUGCAAGAGGCUUAACUAUGUGCGCUUAGAACAACGAUGUAAUGCUAUACUGAAGGCCAAGCAAAAUUGCGAGCUAUUCAAGGCUUGAGGCUCUUUCUGGUGGAUCAUCUUUUUAAGUCGACAUUUCACGCGCGGGCGCGUCUCUAGUGAAGUUAAGAUCAUUAUUAAAACGUUCGGAGACCUCUUAUAUCUUUAUUUUCAAAAACUAUUUUCUUCAAAUUCACACCCCACCCCCUCCCCCCUUCCCCUCCAAGAUAACAAAGUUCCUUUUUUAUGGAGCGGCGAUAUUGUUCUAGGAGAGGGGCCGACAUGACUGUAACGAUUGUUAAUAGUAGACAGUUGUAGUAGAAUUAAAUGCAAAAAGCGGUGUUUUAUGAGUAUCCGAAAGAUGUGGUCGAGGUUAAAAGUACUAUAAUGUGUAAGUCACAUCCGUUUUUUGAGAGUGUCGGCGAGUUUUGAUAGGAGCGGCAAGCCAGUAAGCCUCUGAUCAGAAUUGAAAAUUGCUGUUUUAAUAGUGUUUAUUGGCAAGACAUAUUACAAUGUAGCCUGCGAAAGCAUCCGUUUCUCCUUCGCUCUUCGCCGCUGGAAAACGUCCCCAGCGGCGAAGAGCGAAGGAGAAACGGAUGCUUUCGCAGGCUAAUUACAAUGGAAAAUUAACGCAUGGUUAAUUAACAAUCAUGCAAACUUAGUAGUGAUUGUAGAGAGCUUUGGUGGUUUAACUGAACACUUGCUUUGAUCUCAUCGUUGAAUACCGAGUGUGGUAUUUUAGUAGGUAUGCGGUUCCGAAGACCAUGAGGGCAAUCACCUUCCCCAUCCCACGAAACGACUAUUUUUCCUCGGUACACAGUAAUUUUCAAGGAGUUAUAAUAACUCCUCUAGUAGGCCUAAUUUAACUCCUUACAGUGGAGUUAUUUUUUGGGGAUUUAUUUUAACUCCAAAAAGGAGUAAAAGUGACCCCAGAUAUUGAGGAGUUAAAAAAAAAACCCAAAAAGGAGUUAUCCUGACCCCAGAUAUUGAGGAGUCAAAAUAACCCCCCAAAAGGAGUUAUCCUUUACCUAAAAUUUUUACUCCACUUUCAGAGUUAAAUUAACUCCAAAAGGAGUAAAAACAACCCAUGUAAGGAGUAAAAGUAACCCCACUUCGGAGCUAUUUUAACUCCAGACUGGAAGUAAAAAGAACCCUUUUUUAGGAGUAAAAAUGACCCCAAAUUCGGAGUUAAAUCAGGAGUUAAAAUAACCUCAAAAAAGGGGUUAUCCUGUACCUAAGACUUUUACUCCAUUUUUGGAGUUAUAAUAACUCCCUUAAAAUUACGGUGUAAAUAUGGAACAAAAGCUGUUACUCCUUGCUCAAAUACGAUAUGUUUAGAAAGCUUAAUUUACGUUUUGCAUUUUUUAAAUACGAUGAGUUUUAGAAAGCUUAGUUUACGUUUUGCGUUUGUUCGUUUUGCUUAGUACUAAUUCCAAAUUUUGUGGAAAGUUCUGUACAUCAGUGUCCUUUUCUUCGUUUACACAAGCCAGCUUCGUUGACUCGUCAGUCUUUCCAUGAACAAUUUUUGUCUAGAAAGGAAUAAAUGGCCUCCUCUGUAUUUGUUCUGGGAAUCUGUUUUUACCCAUCCAUAAACGGAUGCGUUUUUAAAAAAACUCCGUUGUCGAAAAAAGUGUUUUUUUUUAAAAUGUCCAAAACCAUUUUCAAAAGUCAGGAUUAAAGUAGGCUACUAUUAGCAGAAUGCGCAGAAUUUAAAGCUUCGUUCAAUGAAAUUAAAACACAAUUUAAACCCCAUUUACACGAGCAAAAAAAUCGGCACGGCACGCCAAAUGUUUGGCACAGUGCUCAAAAUUUUAGGGGUGCCGGGACUACCGCCGGGAGGUAGUCUCGGCACGGGUAAACGAGGCACGGUGCCAAAAAUUCGACGUGCCGUGCUGAUUUUUUAGCACGUGUAAAUGGGGUUUUUAAGUGGUGAAGGAUAAAGAUUACACAUUAUUUGAGUCCUGGCCGUCUUGUCUGUUACAAGGCGCGAUUUUGGACGCCUUUAAAUAGGAGACAGUCGUUUGGCGAGGAAUAUAUUAGGUUCUUGAAAUGCAACAUAAGAUCUAAACGGUAGUUAUGAUAAGGUUCACUCUAACAGGCCACCCAAAUUGAUAUUCAUCGAUUUUCCUGACUACUAUUCGUAGUGAAGUGCGAGACUGAGAGUAUUGAGCUUGUUACCUUUGCCUUGUUACAUAUACAUUAAAAAUAACACUUCCAAACUAUUAGAUAUUGUGUUUAAAGCCCCAGAAGAGGUUCUCCAGGAGUACUGGCUGUUUAGGCUGAUAUAACUCCGUUAAUCAAACGUUUCUCUGAAGCCAGAAAUAAACUUUUCCCCAUGAUAAGGAAUGGAGAAACACCACAAAUUAGUUGAAAAGAAACUUUGAUGAUCCCGCAAUAAUCUUUCACGUUUGUUUAACGUUUCCAGCAACGUUCGUGAACUAAGUUUGACCUUUAUCCAAUACAAGUGUUUAGUUACUCUGGGUAAACUUGAUAAUAGACUUUCAAACAUUACAAACAUAUCUUGGGCUAAUCUACACUUAGAAAAAGGGAACGUCAAUUGUAGUGUAAGGAGUUGAAAUCUUCUUGCAUUGUUGUUCGAGCAAAUUCUCUUCAGCAAGUUAAUUCAACUGCUUAUUAGUCAUUGCUUAAAAACUGAACCUGCUGGGCGAAAUUUUCCGGGUUUGAAUGAUUGCUAUUCAUCAUUUAAAUACUGUGAAAUAGCCAGCGUCGGACAGUUUAGAGCAGACAGCUGAUAUCAAAAUAUUAAGGGCAAAUCAUUCAGCUCUAUUGGAAAAUGUCAAUCUACAUAAGAAAUUUACAAUAUGAAGUACAGAAUUGAGGAGGAUUCAGCAAUAUUUCAACGUAAAUCUUAUGGUCUACAUACGUUAAAUCUCUUAUGUUGGAAAACUACAUGUAAUUGUCCUUUUUAUACAAAAUUUUCGGUUUUCCCCUGUAUUCGCCAGCGCUACGAAGACAUGUCGACCGCCCCUGUCUGUAACAUCAUUCUUUGUCGUUGUGAGUGUAAAAAUUUGCGAUACUGCUUCAAUGUUCAGAGAUUCAAGUGAGCACGAGAUUGCUGACAUUGCUAAUUUACUGUUUUCAUUUAUUGUGAAUAUAAACAACCGAUUUUUGUUUGUGGACGUAGCUCAGUCUUAAAACAUGAGAAGAUGAGUUCAUUAAAGCACGGUGAUGGGUCAAGAAAGCAGUUUCAAUGGUAAAUCUGAGUAAUAGGAGUGGUCAAACGGAAAAAAAUACCUAAAAAAAGUUUUCAGUGUUAUGAAAUCGAGACUGCAAACUUGCUGUCACAAUUUGUCAACCACUCUUGGCCUGGCAUGAAUCAUUUUCAACGACAAGAGGCUCUGUAUUCCGAGAAAAAAGGAGAAAGACAGCGUUUUUACUCUCGUGGCCGGCAUCUGUGCAAAAGAAAGCGUUUACAUAUGAAACACCGAGUUUAACUUCCACAGGAUUGCGCAUGCCAUAACGCGGAAGCUAGGGCUCUGGUGACGAGAUUGGGUUUGGGACACCAACAUAGCCGCCGUUGUAUUGUUUUGGAACACCAUGGCCGCCUUGAUGUCAUGUAAAAACGCUCCAUAGUCACAUUUUAAUAAACACUUUAAUAAACAGUAUAUAAAAUUUCUAUAUGUCCGUAUUUUUUCUUCACAGUAACUGUAAAAUCCUUAUAAAUUAAGGGGAAAAUGCCUGAAACGUUUGACCUCUUGUACAAUAUUUGCCAGUUAAGUACUAGUUAGUUAGGGCUAUUCAGGGAUAAGUUUUAGAUAGAACUUAAAAAUAGGAGGGCUGUAUUGGCAUGUGGCGUGCCAAAUCAUAAAGUGCUGAACUUUCCUCUCGGAAAGGAAAGUUCAGCACGAAGGUCGCGAGAGCGUCGAAGUCGAGAAAGCCUAGAAUUAUGACAGAAGCCCAGGAAAAAAUUGCUAGCCUGCAGUGCUUUGAAAGGUACCAGUCAGCAAUUAAAAAACCUCAAAGAUAAUAGCUAGCUCUAUAUACUUUUUGUUUUUCCUUAUUUAAUCCAUUUUCCAGUGUGAGGAUCGGAUCGGAUCACAACUUGCGUAUUUUUUAAAACAGCGUAUUUAAUUUUAGUAAACCUUCAAGCGGUUGUAGGUGGUAAGAAGUUUUGCUUCAAGAGAAAAAAUUUACCGGUUACUGAUAGGGAGAACACUGUAUCUGGUAAAAUAUUGAUUUAGAAGCACCUUAAUAAUCUGACGUCGGUAAGUUUCGAUCAGCGUUGUUGGUUAAUGCUUAUAUUUUUCUGAUGUCUUAGUGGCUUUCGAAACGCAUACACAAAAAAACAUAUUUAACGGAACAAUCAGCAGUUAACUUGAACAUUGUGAUAAUAUUAAUUGCUACGGGAGUGGCCUGAAUGAGGGAUAGUUGAACUGAACUGAACUAAGACUGUUGUUCGCUCUGUUACGAGGGUUAGAAAGGAUUAUAUGACACAACUAUAUUCCCUUCAUAGUAUUAAUUGAUUGUCUGAAAAUGUGUUGGUGUAUACACCAACAUAUUUCAAUAUUCAGUGACAAAUACAAACUGGCCUACGUAGGGGCAGAGGAGAUGUUAGAAAGGGCCCAGAAAAUCAUUGGUUGCUUAAAACUGCGCAAUUUCAAUCAACCAGUGGUUUUCUGGACCCCUUCCAACAUCCCCUCUGCCCCUACAUAGGCCAGUUUGUAUUUGUCACUGAAUAUUGCCAAUUUGAUAUUUCAGAAAAGAAAUAAAUUAGAGAUCGUCAAUUGAUUCUCAGCUAUAUGGUCAGUCCUAUCUGUCGGUCUUUUGAGAGAUGCUUUGUUGCAGACUAAUUACUCUGAGCCCCAUGGGUCUUCAAUAUCCAUGCGAGAAUCCAUCCCGUGAGGAACGAGCCAAACGAAAAGCGAUUACAAAAAAUAAGUAGAAGAACAAGACCAAGAAAAAAAGAACGGGCAAGGACAGGGGCACGUUCCGCCUACCUGGAGACCUGGAGACCCAUUUACAGCAACAAAAAAACUGGAACAACUUCUAUAACACGACGGAAAGCGUGGAUAAAAUUUUACGUGUAAACGGUACCUGAAUUGUUCCAAUAGACCUUAUUCACGAUGCUCGCCAUCUUUGCACGCGUUUAAGGACUGGUGGGAUCACAGCGAUGUCACGUGGUUUCUCAGGCGGCAGGCAAGUGAUAAAUUUUUCCAAUGCAAGAAAUCGCGGUCGAGUUUGUUUAUUCUUGACAACAGAAAAUGAACAACUUUUUAUAUUAAAGACGAUAAUGGCAAAUUAUGGGUGGAAGAGAUCAUUUUUACUUUUUCUGGAUGCAGGAGCAACUGUAGAUAUCCUCACAGCAAGGAAUACUGACGUUUAUUUUGUGGAAACUCAAACCGUACAUCUUGCAUGACCAUAAAUCGUCGUUUCGUUUUGAGAGAAUAAACAAAGUCGACUGCGAUUUCUCGCAUUGGCAAAUUUUAUCUUUGAUUGCCCCCUGAAAUACCACGUGACAUUGCUUUUAUCCGAUCAAUCCUAAAACGCGUGCAAAGAUGGCGUGAAUAAGGUCUAUUAUAACUAUUUCGUUCCGAAAGGUUCCAUAGGUGCCUAUGAGGCUCUUUUGGAACGGAACAGGUAAAAGCUAGCAUUCUCUUUUCGGUUUCAAUUCACAAUAUUUUUUUUCUUCGUUACCGGUCUCGAAUAUAGAACGGUGUUGUAUCCCUGCGGGAAAAACUCACACUUGUUGAUCUGAAGUGAUCUUAAGUCGUGACUGAGUGGUUCCAAGUCUGGGUAUGCCCUGAUCAACAACCCAGGUUUAAUUUUACACAGAGAACACGAGAUUUUAUAAUAUUAGUAUCAAAUCAAAUUACUCCCUAAUUUUAGCGCGAAAUUUCAGCGUUAAUUAAUUUAUAUAAUUUUUUCCUAUAUCUCUCUCUCUUUUUUUGCCAGUUAAGAAAAGCCAAAAAUAAUGCAAUAACAGAAAGAAAAAAAAAAGAUGUAUCAUUGACCAUCCGGCGGGUGGCAGAAUAUCCGAUUUAUUGUCUUAGAACCGUUAUUCCACGGUUUGAAAUAAGGGUUUUGUGAUAAAAAUGAAGCUCCUUCACCAGAAAUAAAGGAUAAGCAAAAAAGGUUUGUCUGAAAACGAAAAAUUUAGAACUUUUAUAUAUUUUGAAUCGCAGUUCAAAAUGAAAGAUCAUCGCGGUAAAGGAGAAAUUUUCCUCUUCAUUUUUUUCUUUUCAUGGACACAAAAAGAGCUUAUUUCGAGCCCUUAGAGAUGUAGAAAUGACUUUGUUGCAUUGUUUUCUCAUAUUGCCGGCGUCAAUCAGUCAUGGUAACCCAUUCUUGUACAUAUUAUUAUAUCUGACUGAGUCUGAAAACAAAAUUGCUCUAGAAACCAAACGCCCACCAACGUAUCAUAUCGUGUUGGUCGCUGACGAACCUCAUUAAGUAAAGAUUUUUAUGAUGAUCUCUAUUAUUUUUUUAAAACGUUCCGAUUGAAUUCGUCAUCGCUGUGAAAAGGCCGCCUUUCUGGGCUUAGGUUCCCAAAUUCAGUAUAUAUGUUCCUAGUUGGCUCCGCCUUGCUAGAGCUCCUAUACAUUUUUGUCAGUGGACAAAUCUUACUGAUUUGAUGAUAAUUUUUUCCUUUUCUUGUUCUGAGGAUAUCUAAAAUGUCUUAUCUCCACUUUUUUCUUUUUUAAAAAAAGUCAUAGCCAACGCUAUCUUUUUGCUUUUACAGCCGUUUCUGAGUGGGCGUAUUGUGUUUGUAAUAACAAACGUUGUCACCAUAACAUAUUACAUAAUGUCAUAAGCAGCUGGACUACUAUUCUAAUUCUCCAUGGGGAUGUAUAGGAAUCACAGCGUGUGGAGAUCUGUAGGCGGCCCAGAUUUUUGACCUUUGAAGUCAUGCUCUUGAAGCAUACAAUGAUAAUAAAUUUAUGUUGGCCAGUCGCUUGGUUCUACUUGCCUCACUCGAUCUCUGUCAAAUUUCUUUCGGCAACACGAGGAACAUUUUGCGCUGUACCAAUGUCGUAGGGUGCUAGCAAAUCUCUGGCUCAUUAGCACAUUCUUUGGUAAGCCUUUACAUAAACAAACAAUUAUUUUUAUAACGAUGAUUUCAUCAAUGCCUUUUAUUUACCCACGAUUACUUCGCGAUGGCAUGUCCUAAUUGUCAUCCUGGUAAAGGAACCUUGUCUAAUUGCUUUGUAUUUGCAGCUCGGGGAACCAAUUGCAGGUCUUGUUUUGUAAAAGCAAAAUCCUUUAUAGUAAUUGGGGCUUUGUUUUCACUGACCCGUGCAAUGCAAAUUUCAAAAUGUUGCACCUUCAUAAUCGACGCGAAGGCACCAGAACGAUAAUUAAUUUGAGAUCAUAAUUGUUUCUUCUUUGCUUGAUAAAAGAUUUUAUGUUAUUCCAUAAACGGGUGCACGAUCCCGUGUGGCCGGGACUCUAUCUCUUAAUAUAUAUCCCGGAUUGAAUAGUUUUAGAAGUUUUAUGCGGCUCUGUAGACGGUUUUGAUUAUGACAAAUUUGUCGCAGGUAUAAUCCAUUAUUACUCAUAAAUGAGAGCGGAGAAAAUGUAUAGCGAGGUUGUGUUACUGGAACAAUCUCGUUUUCAUAUCGAUUUCACGAAUCAUGACUGAGAAGAAAGGACUACUUUAACUUAUGUUUAUGCAGAACAGACUAGCUUGGCGCUUGAAAGUGGUAAACGUUUACUAUUUGAUAUCUCGACAUUAUAGAUAACAUUGUGUAAAUUUCUGACAUCUGUUUACGUAGGAAUCGUUGUUAAGUGCUGCAUCAAAGGAGCCUAAAGAUGGAGGAAAUUGAGUAAAUGAAUGGUAGUUUCGUUGUGCCGGAAAGAGCAUGUCAUCGUUUAACCACGAAAUUGAAACUAACAUGGCAAUACCUGAUCAACAUCCGAAGCGAUGGAAAUCACGGCUUCAUAGUUUUCAAAGCACUCUGAGACAGUCCAUGCGAUUGAAGAGAGGAUAUUCACCGAGAACAGCCUCAUCUGUUGAUGAAGUAAAACGCGAUCUUUCAGAAGACAACCGAAUCCAUGGAGCGAAUCGUUCGACGAGGCACGUGAAACGGGAAAAUUUGACCAGGGAACAACACAACUCAGUGUCACACAAACAAGAUAAUGGCAUCAAAACAAAUUCACACUCACAUUAUCCGACUAGAAAAACAUCAUUUGACAAAUCUAGUUUGGACAAGCAGAAAUAUGAGAAAAACAAAACAAACGCGAAUAAUAAUCGAAAAGAAAAGAAAACUACGGCGGAAUCUUCUUCGAGUAACGCACACGUCAGAGAGCUGGCAGAUUGCGGUCAAAAAGCAUCAAACUCAGGGAAAAGAUCACAAAGAUCCAAACCUGAGAGAGACAAAACAAACACAGAAAGACCAAGGCUCUCAAGAUCUAAGAGCUUGAGUAUACUAACAAAUUUAUUUAAGAGAUCCAACAAGUCAAAAGAUAAAAACAACCGUGGGAAAAGUCAGUCUUUUUCGCCCUCGCACAUCGAGGUAUCGAAAGGAUUAUCAACAGAUCAUGGUAUUAAUUUGGACACUCUGGUAACAGAUAUCGCUGCUAGCACUUCAUCGAUUGAUUCCUUUGGAGAUUACGACUCUCAUUUCAAGAGAGGUAAGUAUUACUCGUUGAAACGUUCAAAAGGAUCGCUGAUUUUUCCAAAAAGGACCCUUCCGAGAGCUUUUUCUAUGGACAAUUCGUUGGAUCCCUGCAGCCCUCAAAUGGAAAAAUCCAAGACGGUAUCCUCAAUUCCACCCUGCAUUCGUGUCGAAGAAUACCGCGAAAAUUCCCGUGGUGCUUUUGAAAGGGCUCUUACUGCGGAAUUUGUGCCUCGUUUGUCAGCUCAAUCAGGAAGAAAUGAUACGCGUUCUGAAUAUUAUCAAAACGUGACAGGUCGUUCAAGUUCCUUGGGGUGUAAAGCCCGCGCAGAAGUAGCUUCACCCCUUUCAAGUGGCUCUCCUGAAACAUACGAAACAGUCGCCAAUAUAACCCGACCAGCCGCAAAGAAGUGUGACGCACACAAAAGACGUUCAGCUCCUCCUUCGCUGCUAUAUUCGGCUAAUGAAAACUCAUCAAAUAUUGGAUCGUCAUUUUUUUCUGAAUCGAAGCCAGAUAUUGCUCCGGGUGACGAUAAUUGCGAUCAAAUUGAACAGGACGUUGUUGGGUGCAAGUCAAAAGGUUUGGACGAGAGAACUCUACCACUGGAAAACAGCAGUUGUAGAGAUUGCGGGGAUUUGACAACUGAUAUGGGAAACAACUCAUCCUAUGAGCAAAAACCACGAAAAUUCAAUCCGAAAGAUGCGACAAUGAAAUUGGAAUUUCUUCGGUCCUUUAAGAGAAACGGAAAGUCAUUUUAUCGAAAUGCAACAGAUGGUGAGGCAGAUCCUAUCAUUCAGGAAAGCGAUUUUCUGGAGAGUUAUGAUCAAGAACUUGAAAAUGUAGUACUCAGUUAUUAUCCUGUACAGAGCAACAGUCCGGAUAAUCACUUGACAAAGGACAAAUUUAAUUCUUUGUACGAGGGUAGUGAAGCGCUUGAAGAUGGAAAACGAAUGAUUAAUACCUUUCAUAUUAAACACGAUCAUGCGCGAGAUUUUUUCGAUGUUAAAUCGACAGUCGACAGGAUCACGGACACGGAAAAUCACUUGGAUGUAAACUGGAACACAGAGGAUAAACUUGCUUGCGACAAAACACGAAGUUUAUCCAGCGAGAGAGUAAACAUUGAAGAGCAACUUUGCGAAGAGCACUUUUGUUCUGCGAACUGUGAACAAACACAGAAAGACGGGUCAAUUCAACUACGGCAGUGUUUGUCUUGCGUGAAAAGACGUUGCGAGUUGACAGAUUCUCUACAAUCAUCACCGUGUUCCCCAACGCUUUCUGAAACAUCACGGGGACAAACAAACGUUGGUGAAGAGAAUAUACACAGUUUGCGUGAUCAUAAUUCACCGGAGUUAAUUGUUAGCAGAUUAGGUAGGAUUUGUACUGGCGAAGACGUAUUGGCUGAGAAAAAGAUACAAAGUCAUAAAGUGAAUAGUUUACCAAACUCACCAAGACAGUCAUUAUCACCUUUGAUUAGCAAUUCAACAAUGUAUCACAGUUUUCCUGAUAUCAGAAAACUGCACACCAGUCAUACUCUGCCAAUUAACCAGCUCUCAGACAGCACGGAUAGCCUUAAUUCCUCUUGUAGCUUAAAUGCUGAAAACAGUUUUGAUAAUGACAAUUUGUCCGUAAAAAGCCGUGGCGAAAAAACUCCGUCGCCGCUUUUAAUUUCUCAAGAUUAUUCGAGCUACAAUGAACAUGGUGGAAUACUAAAGUGCGGCAACUUGAACCUUGAACAACCCGAGGAACGUCAGCGCUCUCGUAGCGCAAGGAUGCCAUCAAAGUCACCACUUCAGCAGGUGCUUAUGACGGAGUCUAAUCGCUCUGUGUCUUGCAGCCAGCUAGACAAGAAUAAUGGGAGUCCUGCGAUUUGCACUAGUCCUCCUUAUGUAAGGCCGCGGAUCCAAAGCCUUGAACAGUUGCCUGCAUGCACGGCAGAAGUCGUGCUGAGGAAAAAGAGAAGUAUCAUCAAAAGAAACAUGAUGAAACACACUACGUCACUAACAUAUGUUGACAAUGUGUUCAACGAGAUGAUUGACAUGGGUAAGCGUCACUCUUACGGUGGCUAUGGGGACAAGUCAUUCCUUCGACUUCCUCAACAUUUGCUGCAGAGAUCCAACAGCAUUGGUAGCUGUAACAGUUGUAAUAGCUCACAGCAGUCAAUCAACUCAGAAUCAUCGUUUACUGAGAAUGAUCUUGGCAGCACUUUCUCAAUGGCAUCAGAAGUGUCCUUCCCUAGUAACUUUGAUGUGAGUUUAAAUCGUUCUCGUAGUGUUCCAGGGCAUCUUGGUGGUAUCCCACAGAAUUCUCCUAUCCCAGAGGAGAGAGCUUCCCUAUCUGAGGUGGACUGGUCUUCACAAACAGGGGAAAACAGUGAUGAUGAAAUUGAGGAUGAUGAUGAUGAUGAUGAGGUAGGUUGUCAAUGAUUUUUCUUUUGUUACUAAAAUAUAUUUAGAAAUCCCUUAACUGCGCUUUUCAAAAAACACGCGAACUCUAAAGUUCGAAAGCCGCCUUCACAAUUGCGUUUUUCGCUGACGUCAAUCAAAAUUACGAUCACGAGCAACGAACCUUGAAAGACACAAACACACAAAACGGAUCGAAAUCCACCAAUCACAAUCACAAACCAUGACCUUUUGUACCCGUUGAAGUAAAUUACUGUUUCCUAAGAGGCCCGCUUGGAUGAUUGACUGCGGCGAAAAACGCAAACAUUAGUUGGAAAAGCGCAGUAACGAGAAUCCACCUCACGGAACCCAGAAAUAAGAUUCCCCGGGUGAGAAUUUUUUUCUGGGUUCCUUGCGGAUGAUAUGAAUCAAAGUGGUUUUCUAAUUUAUAAUUGUCACAUUAUCAAGUAGUAACCAAAUUAAUUUUUUAAAUUUUAUUAACGUGAUAAGAUUGAAGUACAGGAAGGUCAAGAAAAAAGAUUAAAAGGACAAUUAUUUUAAGUUACUUUUUAAUUCUAGAUCAAGUGAAUCACUUCAGUUAAGAGCUCAUUCUAAAUUAUUGGCCUAAUAAUUUAUCCUCUCUCUGAAUUGCUAUCAUUAAUUUGAAAGUAGACAAAGAUAGAUUAACUUCCUUUUGUUUUUUUUUUUGUAUUUUCCGCCUCUGUGAACAUUCAAGUGUUCUGAAAGAAUGUUCUGAUUGCAAAGUUAAAUCACCUAAGGUCAACUAAACCCAGUAGGUUAUCUAUUUGACAAGAUUAUGGAAUCAUUAAGUAACUGGAAAUCAUUGAUUCGCAUGCCUUUGUAUACAAAAUACGAUGACGGAUUGUUAAGGUGAUUUUGUUAAGUCCGAAAAAAAUAAAUUCUGCUAAAGAGGUUUCAUUUGAAUGGUAACACCUUAGAAUUUCAUCCACCGAGCUGUAAGGUUUAGUGAUAAAUUAUCUCAUCAAAACAUGAUCUGGGAGAGAAAGGGAAGCUAGUGUUUCUAAACAAAUUGCAAGUAUUUUUGUGUUGGUCCAGUUAUAAGUCCCUUGAGUAAAUUGCCCCCGACAGAAUACAAGAAAAAAAAAAAUACAAAUUCAAUCUUUUUUGCUUGCUUUCUCACUGCACCUACAUCAUGGAUUCUAUGGGAGCAAUAAGCUAUUAGUACGAUGUAUGAGCUCUUGACGGUUCCCUUUAUUAAUAUUGAGCAAAACUGUCCAGACAUUUUUAAGUGGUUUUAAUAAUCUAAAUUUGGCUGUUACAAGUAUCCAACAUUCCAACUUUUAUGAUGCUUGUAAAGCUUUAUUUUUGAGCCAGCCACACGCCUAAGUUGUCCAAAACAUGCUUGUAGCAUGCUUAGAAAAUGGGCCAACUAGGAUUAAAGAGUUGGGCAAUUUUGGCGAAAAUCAGCGAUGUUGAAGUCCUCCACAACUGUAAACCCCAUAAUCUGUGGAAGGAGAAGCAUUCCAUUGAUAUUUUUUGAGCCUGAAGAGGUCGACAUGUCUGAUGUUAAAAAUAGCACCUUAUUUUCAUUAUUUCUAUAUUUUUAUCCAAAUGGAAGAAAACAUCUGCUUCCAUGCAUUACGAAAGGAAGAUUUUGCUAGGCGAUAAUAAGUUAUAAUUAAACAUGAUUAAAAGUAACAUAGUGUGAAGAAUUCAGUUCAGAUGUUCAAAAAUUCUCUUUUUGAUAAGUUUAAAGUUUGUACCCCAUUGAAAUUUAAUUUCAAAUAACUAGCAUUUGACUAAAAAGAAGACCAAGAGAAGAAUUCAUUGAAAAAAGGGAAUAUAACAAUAUGUGAUAAACUACAUCAAUGGACAGAGAAAAGCAUUUGCGGUGAACAUUAGUUAAAACUUGAUUGGCAUGUUUUACGGUUUUUUAAAAGGCAAUAAACAUAUCUACAUUCUUAAAAUGGGCUGCCUGACGUUGACUAAGGCUCAGAUAUUUAUCAAUUUAUAUUGAUCGACGCGAAUGCUUCUUAAAAUAACUAAAAGCAGUAAUCUCAGAUGUUUCUCCUCUUUUUCGUGCACGAGGUACAAGGGCUGUAAAUGAUUUUGAAAAUCAGUCACUAGGUAAAUCAGUUACUAUUAUAUAAUUAUUGAUUUACUUAAUCUUUUAAUCCCCAAGGGAGCUAUUGAUCGUUCUGCUCAAAGACUGGUUGUUUUCUUGUCUUUGUGAAGUCGCAGAAUAGAAAAAAAGCAGCGCUGUUGUAAGCAACAUCUUUACAAAGGCGUAAAAUAAUUUUAUACGCUCUGCAUUCUACCUAAAGAACAAAUAAAACAUUAAUUAAUACCUUAGUGCUGAACAGCGAAUGUCAAAGAACAGAUUGUACAGAACUACUCGAAGGUAAUCUCUUGCAUUACUCUUUGUCACCAUAGCUUAGGAAUCGAGUUACUUAAUGCGAAUUUAAACACUGAAACGUGCUUUUCGGUAACAUUCAUGAUGCGAUUUUUUGAUACUUUCGCCUUAAACCCCAGGUGUGGAAGAUGCUAAACAGUUAAAUUGUUGUCACGGUUUUGACACAAGCGAGUAAACAAAACGGAGUAUAUAGAGAUCGUGUUUCAAUGCUUUGAUGUCAGCCAUGUUUCCAACGUGUCACUGCAAGUAAAGCGCGUGUCAUUAUGGUCGGAGUGUUCAUGAAUUACUGAAUACCAAGACUGAAAUUCCAUUCACGCUGUAUUCGGUCUCGAGGUAUCAUUUGUAAAACGCAUCGUGCCUGAUCGGAGCUCUCCGACUGUGACACCAGGCAGAAGUUAUGACAAUUCUGACAUCUUCAUGUAUUCGGACUUCUUGUUGAUAUUUCUAGGGCAGAUACCGGCUUAGGAGGUAAGAUAACUCACGGAUGGUACGUCUAAUCGUGGAUUACAAUUUUGAGGUAUUGAUCUGUAUUGUAAUCCAGGUCUGGCAGUGAUAUUUGUCUACCUCAAUCUGACCUAUCAGCACUGUGGUCAGAUUCUAGCCAUGCUCUGGAAAGUGUCGAUUUUCUGGUCAAGAUUUGGCUCCAAUUUGUAUCACAUACCACAAAGAUACCAGGGUUUAUUAUCUCACUUUAUUCUGUGCUUAGGAAGUUGAUAAUGACAAUUUAACAGUUAAUUAACCAUAAUUUGCCCUUUUAAUUCUAUUAAACAACGUUGAAUUUGCCUGUAACUAAACGGCUACAUUUAGAUUUCUGUGGUGGAAUGAAUUAAGUAAUUGGUCUUGCAUUUUGACUAUUUCCUGUUUUUGAAGGCCUUCGACAUAAGCGAGUAUUUGUAAAGGUUUUUUCAAUGUGCUUACAGUCUCGUAUUAGAAGAAGACUGAAUAAGUCUCGCCGUCGAAGCUGUUUCUGACGAAAGGCGAUGAGAAGUGCAAUUCUUGGUAGCCUCGUGUGUUUUUAAUUUUUCGUUGGGAAAUGCGAUUCAAUGUUAGCUAGUAAAUGUUGCACCGAUUUGAUCUUGGUGGGAGGUACAGAGCUCAAAUUGAGAUACUGAUAAACCAGUCAUCCAGCUCUGAACACAAGAGCAAUAACUUCGGUCGGAAAAACUCAUUAUCAUAGCCGCAAAUUGUUUCUUUGUCCUAUGAAGCUGUGAAGGCGUUAAUUAAACCUCCAUUAAAUUUAAUCGGUUAAGAACUCGUGCAUUCCAGUUUUACAUUUUAAAAUACCGCUAGUAAACAGCAGCUCGAUUAAGACAGAUCAUUCUUAACAACAGGCCAAACGAAUAAUUUGAAUGAUUAUGUUGCAUUCGAUUUGGGAAUGGCAGGGUUCUUGCAAGAAUUUAAUUAAAUGUUCCUAAUAACGCGCCAGUUUUGCAAAUUAACUUUCAAUUAUCAUGGAAGGCAAAACAUAUUUUUGUUUGGGUGCUAAAAGGCGCUCAAAUUGUUAUGUAAACAAUCGACUUUGCACAGCUCAAGUUCGAUUAUAAAUAGACGUUCGCUUUUAAGUCUUUUAUUGUAUUUGAUCGUAACUUUGCUUCCCGUGUCUUCUUCUACGGAAUGGCCUUGCGCCCUCUAUGAAUUUUUGAAGCAUGCCUUAAUUGAGAGCAUAGAAACUUCCAAAUGUUUUUGCCUUUACAUACUCAAUUGACUCAAUUCACCAUGGUCUAAUGCAUCGUCAUAGACGUGGGAAUUUUUUCUUCAAACUUCAAAGCGUCUAUACAUAGCCUUAAUUUGCAUUCGGUUUGUUUGAAGUUCAAAUUUACAUCACCUUGUUUACAAGCAUUUAAGAAACGGCGGUGGUUGGGCAGAAUUUAAUUUUUGCCGAUUUUUGAUUAUGAUCUCGUUAAUCUUUUGACUUGAGUAUAUGCGCAGAACAGAACUCUUCAUUUAACUGUAAAAGUUUUGUCGGAAAUGCAGCUUUUUAGAUAAGUAUUUCUUUACCAAUUACUUAAAGGCCUUAGAAUACAAAAAUCCUAUUUCUUUUGUCUACUGGGUCUACUAUCCAGAGACCGGCAGUACUGUUCAUGGGUAUUGCUUCAGUAACACAAGCUAACACAUGAUCCAAAUGACUUCAACCACUUAAUGGCUGUACGACUGUGAAAUGUUAAUACAGCUCAUGAACACAUUUAAGAAGUAUUCUCUAAAGUUGAAGUACAUUAACUAAUUAGUUUUCAUAUACAGUCGAAUAGUUCGAGUUAUCGAGGGUAAAAUUAUGUAGAAAAUGAUCUGAGGGGAAAUAAAGAGAGAAUUGCUUCGAGUUAGCGGGAGGUUCGAGCUAAGGAGGGUUCGUCGAGUUGCCGGGAGUCGACUGUGCUAAUAAUAUAAUUAGUUAAAUAAUAAUUAGUUUUCAUCAUUAGAAAUUAAUUAGCACUAUAAUAAACGUACUAACGACAAUAACGAGAAUUAAAAUUGCAAUCGACCGCAAAAUGAUAGAUUGUUGUCUGAUUUUAAUAUUGUACAUUAUUUUUCCGGUAUCAAUUUUGCAUUUUUUUUCCGCGCACUUUUUUGCACACUUUCUUUCUUUGACUUUACACCGAACAAGUUCGUCAGAAAGUAAAAAUCUGACCAAAAAUAACCAUCGAUGGGGAACUAAUAUUGUCGUUAAUAUGGUUUAAUUUUCUCUCUGAUUAAUUACUGUAUUCAGGGUUUAAGGAGCAUUGAAAUUUCCAAAGCUGCUAAAUAGACAAACUGUUGAAGGAUCGUAAUAUUUGAACGCCAGAUAAUUUGUUGACUAAGUUUCUGCUUUUCAGUGAAUUCUUUUCAUUAACAAUUGGUAUAAUUUCUUACUCUGCGCCGAACGUGACUAGAAAUGCAAAUGUGCCUGCAUGUGUAGAAAAAUAUAUUUUAUUGUUUCAUGAUUUUUGGCGUUAUUAUCGGAAAAAACUCAUUUAUUUGAUGUUGAGCAAGUGCUAUCUUACGUUUUUGCGGCAAAUUCAAGUUUAUUGGAUGCCUCUAGAUGUUUAAAGUUUGGCUGUUGUUUUUAAUGGCGGCUUUUAACAUGCCGACGUCACGUCUCUCUCUUAGUGAGCGACAAAACCUAGAAUAAAAUUUGCAGUAAACUUCUACUGCACGCUAGGUAAAUCACCUUCUGAAUAAUUUCUUGUAAGUGAUAAUUUUGAAUUUUAUUUAUCGAGAAAAACGGAAAACUUAAAUUGGUAACUACUGAGUACAAUCCGAAAUUCCAUGUGAGACACCUGGUCGCUCCUUGUUCAAGGUUCCGUUUAGGUAAAAUACCUUUUCCCAGUCAACAAAGUAGCUGGAAACUUUCAGAAGCGAUUAAGACCCCCUAUAUGUGGCCAUCUCAGUAGUUGGCAUUUUGGGUGGUCGCAGGUUCGACCUCGUACAAGCACGAUUUAGUUUCCCUUCGAGGAAGUCUUGACAAGUGUGAUCUAUUUUUGAAGCACUUCGCGUUACUUUCCUGUUUUUGUGGUCUGUUUUGUUGUGUAGCAUUGUCAGUCAAACGUUUGCCAACAAAAUCCUUUAGUUUAAAUAAACCACAACAUUGUUAGUAUUUCCCUGUGGUAGAUUCCAUGGUUUUAUGGUUAAGUGCAUUCUUGGGACCAAUCGUUUUGCAACAAUCAAAUUCGCUAACACUUUUCUUAAGUGCAAUAAAGCAGGAUCGAGGCCGAUUUCCACACAGUUUUCGAUUUGCUCUAAGUCAUGUAAAAGCCGGACUUUUGCUUGUUAUUGUUAUCAAUUAAAUGCCUUCAUAUCAUCAUAUAAGCAUAGAACUCAGUUCUUUACUAUAGGUGUGAUAUAUAGUCCAUGUUUCAGCGGCAUAUAGGAGAGAAAAAAGACAACAGCUAUAGAGACCUUAAACAGAGCCUUUAAUAGACACAUGCUGGAUUUUCCAUAGCCUGUCUGGGUUUUCCGAGACACUUGCAUUUCCCAUUCAGCUAUAUUUGGGCUCACUGUCUUGGGUAGCAUUGUUGGAGGUAGGUGCUUCCUAGGCAUUUGAAGUCAGAAAACUGCACCAGGGCGUUUUGAUUCUGUGAUAGUUAUGGUUAGAAGUUGGCUCAGGAACUGUUUUUAGGUUUUGCAUUGGUUGACAUAAGCACUCAGUUUUCUAAAUUCUUGAAUCUAAAUUGGGAGGCAGUUCUGACGAACUUGCUAAAUAGGUCAGGAAGCUGUUUGAGCAUGGCAGACGUCUUAGUCAUUAAAUAUAACCAUACAAUACAAGGAGACUGUGAUCAGGAUGUCGUUUUUGUGUUAGUGGUUACGCUUAGAGGCCAACGCGGAAAAAAAGGUGCAUAGAUUUCUGAUGACUAGAGAGCAGAUAACUUUCUUUCCCACCGCACUCUGAGUGCUAAUUAACAUUGGCGACGUUAUGUAGUUGUAAUUUUUGACUCUGUAAAUUAAAUUCUUCACAUCCCUUUCUCCGCAAAAAGAGCCAAAAAUAAAAAGUUAAGAAAUAUUGCAAAACAUUUACAGAGGGAUAGCACUCGGAAUGUGAAGUACUGUCGAAGAGGUUUGAUUUGAAUAGUCACACGCGAUAGGAUUAUUUUCAUGUACAGACGUGUCUUCGCUACUGAAUCUGGAAUAAAACGUUUUGAACUUUACUUUGUACUGUGUCGUUGGUUUACAAAUGUUAUACAAAUUGCAGUGUGAAUUUUUGGCAUCUUAUAAUUCUUAGCUGAAACUGGGUUAUACCCUUCUGUUUAUAGCCACUAUAAAGGAAAUAGAAAAACUUGCUUGAGUGCACAUUCUUUGCUUAUCUUUGCCAUCAUCUUCAAAGAGCCAGCGAAGAACGUUGCACGCGUCAGAAGAAACGCAGAUAAAACCAAAACUCGUGCUUUCAAACACACUAGAGAUAUCAGAUUGUAGAGAUAUUAGACUUUGUAGCUCGAUAUUAGCGACGCAAGUCUUUUCUUGUAAACCCCUUAUUAACAAGUGCUUUCCGUUUUGUUCCCGGUUAUGCCAAAGAUGGAAGUGCCAGAGGCUUUCGCUGAAGCACUGUGGGAUCACGUGACCAUGGAUCCUGAAGAGCUGAGUUUCCAAGCAGGUGACAUCAUCACCGUUCUAACUAUGACGUCAUGUGAUUGGUGGUUUGGCCAAGUGGGCGAUCAGGUGGGAUGGUUUCCUGCACCGUUUGUUCGGGUAAGUCAAAAAUGUAGGUACGCAGUACGUACGUACAGCUAGAAUAACACCAAUAUGAGUAAAUAAAACGUGUAGACUAUGUCACAGGGUAUAAACCUUGCAAAACCGGGCUUUCAGUAAAUGUUACGGCUUGGCCUGUUAAAGACAACUUGUAGGGAACUAAAUGUCUUUACGGUUGUACUGACAAAGAUAUUGUACAUCCCGCAAUUGCCUCUACAUUCGAAUCUUUGCUGACGUCAUUGUUUACAUUUUUACUCAUUAGCAUACGAGUUAACUCCUAGAAGACGUCACUGUAUGCAAAAAAUAAAUUCAAAAGUUGAGAGAGUUGGUUAAUUUGAACAAUUUGCGCUCUUUGCACCCGAUGACGAAGGAAAUAGCAGUCAUCGAAAACUGCAAAAUUGUUGAGUGGCAAAAACGUUAAUGAGCCCAUACAUUUUUUUGAAAAGUUUGGGUUUUUUCAAAGAUAAUUUCUUCGUAACCAUUCGGUAUAUCAGGCUCAAAUUUUCUCAGAUAACUGAAAUUGAUAUGCUCUUUCGAUAUUCAGUGAGUUUAUUUUGAUACCUUGAUCAGAGAAUGAAAGGUAUAUGCUAAUGAGACAAAAAAUGUAAGUACAGAUUCGCCUAUUGUGUGUUUCACAUGACGUCAUGGCGGCCAUAUUUGUGUCCCAAAACAAUGAAACGGCGGCCAUGUUUGUGUCCCAAACCAGUCCUGUGGGAGUUGAACUCUUCUCUUAUGUAAACGCUUUCUUUUGUUCCAAUAAAUUUGCAUAGAUGCUGACCACGUGAGUGAAAACACAGAAUAACUUAUCGCGAUAUUUUGGUCUUGCCACUUUGUCUAAUUUCUCACUUCAAUGCACAUUGCAUUUGAACCUUGACACUUGCGCGGUUGGGUCUUUUUUCACAAAUUCACAAGACCAAGAAAAAAUAUCGCAUAAAGGAUAGAUUUGAAUUACGUUUUCUAAUAGAGAGAUGACCGACGGCUGACAAAAAACAUGGAAAAAAGAAAAACAACAACAGCGCGAAGGCGAUGCGAGUAUAAAUGUUUCCUUUUUAAUUAUUAAUAAAUAUUACGUGGGGAAAAGAACUUUCCAGAAUCCUUAUUAUUUUAGAUUUAGAUUCACGUUGUCGAAGGGGUUUGUUAAAAUUAGGUUUCACUGUGCUUGUGUUGCACCAAGGCUGAAGUUUAAAGAAUGAAUAAAAUAGAGCAGUCUCUUAUCUAAGAGAUGAGAGAAGACAUUCACCUACACCACACUAUCUUCUUUCUCAACACCGCAGUAAUAGUCCAUUUCAAAUUUCUAAAAACCCUCACUUUGGCGAAACGAGGCCAAAUGCAACCUCGUUCUUGUGAUAAUGAUUUUUAUUUCCAUGGGUAAAAAAUCAUUUCAUAGCAUAUUGCUUCGCACUUAGUCUCGCUUUGAAACAGAGGCCUGGGGCAACUCGGAAUUUGCCGUUUAACAAUUUGUUUUUUCUAGGUCCGGGUGUCUCAGACGUUGGACGCCGACGAAACAAAACUUGCACCGCCUGUUCGAACGAGGAAGGGAACCAAUGAGGGCUUUCUGUCUGACGCAGUGGUUAGGUCACGUGUUGUGUUAGAGAUCCUGAGCACGGAGAGAGAUUAUGUUAAAAACCUGCAAGAUGUGGUAGAGGUAAGGGAGAGUUUGUUUUUAAACACUAGAGAUUUGAAAAAACGGAAGAUCGCGGUACAAUUAAAAAAAAACAAUUAACGGAGUUAACCCUAACUUGCGCAUAAACAUGCAUUUCCUUUAGCUAUGAUUUUUCGCGCUUUAUACCUGCUGCUGGCACUGGCUGCAUGUUUUCCCUCGCUUGCCUGUUGGUUUCGUGUUGUGUCGCCGGUGACGUGUUUCCCGCGUUUCAUACAGACAGCGCGUUUUCUUACUUGGCCAUGGGGAAGUGUUUUCCGUCACUUUACACUACAAUGGAAGUCUAAAGAACUUGGGAAACGGUGGGAAAACCCUUCCAAGUAAUUGUUACAUAGGGUUCAUCCCUUAACCCUCCCCCCUCCCGACUCCCCCCAACAAUGUUGUGACCCCAAACGGACUCAUUUACACCCAUUUUGCUCCAAAUUCAACAUUGUUUGGGAUGGGAGGGGUGAGGUCGCCAGUUUUUUUAAUAUCACUUUUAUUGACCUCCAUCGUAGUUGCGUAUUGUCUACCCUAAGACGCAGCUUCAGGUGUUUGUUUCCCCACGGUUGUUAUGUUUUUCCAAGGCGUGCCCACCGGGUUGGCAACUGGUCGCACGUGUUUAGUUCAAGUUCUGCUGAGUUGUUCAUGGCUUUUGCUUUGUAAUAACUAACUUAGUUUGUGGUUUCACAGUUCUAAUACCUCCUUGUCAUUACUUUUACAGGGUUACCUCAAACAAGCGCGCAAAAGAACAGACAUGUUCACUGAAGAGAAAAUUGCAAAGAUCUUCUCUAACAUCGAGCAGAUCUAUGAGUUCCAUCGAGAAAUCUUGAGACAGUUAGAGGAGUGUUUUGUGGAAGAUGAUCCCUGUGCUUCUGAGAUUGGCUCCGUCUUUUUAACCAACGUAAGUUUCUUUUGCUGUUUUAUUUUUCAUUAGCUUCGAGUAAGCUUUCCAUUUGUAAAUCGAAGAAGUGUUGGGUCGCGCACGAUGGCUAACUCUUGCUCGUGCUUGAGCGAUUGUUUUUGUCGAAGGUUUUUUUAACCAUUUAACUCGGAAAAUAAUUUUUGGGUCAACUGCUGAUGUAAAAUCUCCGUCACGUUCCAAGAUGACUUGUAAAAAGGUAAUUGCCUCCUUAAUGAACUAACAAUUUAGAAGGUCCAAGGACUUUUUACCAAAUGCAUUUCUCUGUUUCACGUUGCAGGAAAAAGGCUUUGAAAUUUACUCCGAAUAUUGCAAUAACCAUCCACAUGCAAUGGCGGAAUUAAAGACGCUGGGUGAUAGUAACAAAUACAAACAGUUUUUCGAGGUAGGUUACCCAGCCUUGCUUAUGAAACAGGACAUUUACCUAAAACCACUUCGCCUCUCCACCAUCUAUUAACGAGCCUUUACAUUAUGUACAAGUCUGCAACGACUUUUCCAACUACAGUAUAACGAAGGGCCUAGGGACUGGCAAAUUGUGUUCGCUAUAACGAGGAUUCGUUAUAUCGAGGUCCUUUUUUCAUAUAUGUUACUAUUACUGGAGUGAAGAAAAUCGUUCGUUAUAUCGAGGACUUCGUUAUAUAGAGGUUUGUUAUAUCGAAGUUCCACUCUAGUAAAACACCACCAGCGAAAAACGUGAUUGCGACAAUAUGGGGAAUACCCGGCGGCCAUUAACCUUACAAGUUUACCUCCCCCACCCGAUCCCAAAGCAAAAAGUCCUGGAUUCGCGUCUGUACAAACGCCAAGUAGAAGUAGACUAGAUCAAGUGUAACACAAUUAACACAACUAGCGUUCGAAUCACUUUACUAAACUAGCACACCAGUUACACGAGUCGUAAGUCUACUAAACUGCGCAUGUCCGACCCAGCUCGUGCUCAGGCCCCAUGCUACACAAGGCAUGGCAAGGAGGAGUAUCCUAGCUAAUCAAAUGAGCUAUUAAACUGAUCAGAAUUCAAACUGUGAUAAGAAUGUAAGAUCAUCUUUUUUGGUUUGUUUGCAGGCCUGCCGUCUUCUACGAGAUAUGAUCAGCAUAUCGCUGGAUGGAUUUUUACUGACGCCAGUUCAAAAGAUUUGCAAAUAUCCGUUGCAGUUAGCGGUAAGCUUACAAAUGUACUUUCAUGUUGUUAGUUAACAAUCAACAAUAAUGACUGGUCCUUAUUUUGUCUCUUAUAACCAGCUAAGUGGUAACUUUAGCAAGUGACGGUGAUCAGUUUACGCCUCCCGUCUCAUAAUAAAGACGUACGGGUCUAAAUUAAUUGCAAGUAACUUUCCCAGAACAGUACCCAUUCUUCCCGUUGUCUUCGCUGUCAUGAUUUCAGACGAUUUGCCUUCAUUUUUAAUAAUACAUUAAUUUAGUCUUACUUAUGUAUGAGCAAGUCAUUUUAAGAGAGCCGCUGAGCUGUUCUCUGAGACUUCCACUCGUAUAAUACAGACACUUUUAAAUUAGGUAUCCCUGCUUACAACGAAAAUAUAUUUCACUUUAUGCACUGUUCUUUGAUGACUACAAAACACCAUUACGAUUAUUUUUGGAAAGGCCUGUGAAAAUAGAAAUUUUUUUGUUUGUUUUUUCGUGCAGGAACUUAAAAAGCACACCUUGUCAUCUCACAGAGAUUUCGAAACUGUGUCGCGAGCCUUGGAAACAAUGAAAAACGUGGCGUCGUUGAUUAACGAACGCAAAAGGAAAGUUGAGAGUAUUAACAAGAUCGCCAAGUGGCAAAGUACUAUUGAGGGGUGGGAGGUGAGUAAGCAUUAGUGUUUAGGGGAGAGGGGUGACUGGGGUGAACGCAGGUACAUGGAGAUGAUCAGUGAGGGUAUGUGGGAUUAUGAGCCAUUUCGAGAAAGAUCAACUGGUGUCAACUACUGACGACUGUUGAUGGCAAAGUACAACUGGGCCUUCCCACAACGACAACUUUAGGGACAGAGGUACUGAAGUGGUCAUUCUGGAGAGAAUGAGGCCACCUCCAUACGCAGCCACAAAAAGGCCAAUAAUUGUAAAACCGCUUUCUUUAAUGAUAGUACUGUAACUAAGGCCUUCUCUUUACUGGCUGUUUUGAAAGUUAGGCAGCGUGGCCGAGCGGUUACAGCGCUGGACUUGCAAUUCGAAAGUCCCGCCCUGACCGCUAGCUGGAUUUGUUCAUGGUAGUCCCGAGUUCAAAUCCUCGGCCAUGCUUGUAAAUAGCCAGCUGGUUUGCUUUCGGCCAGUUGGGAUUCAGUUAAAUUCAAUUUGAAUUAUUUGUUUCAGAUAUUUGCUGGGCCUCACUAGCAUUAGUGCUCUAAAUACUGCCGAGGGUAAAUAAGGGAAUUGUAUAAUAUAUGUUACAUAUUUUGGUUUUUCUUAAUAAAGGGCGAGGAUGUCCUACAGAGAAGCUCAGAGCUGAUCCACUCUGGAGAUGUUAUCAAGACUUCAAAAGGAGGCUCUCAGGAUCGUGUCAUGUUCCUAUUUGAUCAUCAACUUGUGUACUGCAAAAAGGUAAAAACGAAAAAAAGAAAGAAAGAAAUGGCUUAGCGAAAUGUACGGGUUAGGAAAUUUUCUCAGUGUGUUCUGGCUUGUAGCUAGCGAGCUACGGUGGCUCUUGGAGGAUUUUGUCGAGCUAUAAUUCUGUGGUAAAUGAAAGGACGACUGCUAUGUCCGCCGUAAUAUCUUGAAUUUCUAUCUAGUCUUCUUUUAAAUCCUAAAGCACAAAUGGUCAUUUAGCGUUACUGCGCCAUUACUGUUUAUUCUAACUCAUGAAGAUCAGUAUUCCCUUAUCCCCUACAUCAAACCGGCCCACGGGCACAUGAACAAAAACAGCACAGGGAGGGUAAGAUUAAAACCCAUUCUAAAGAUUUCUCUCUCUUGUCUUUCAGGAUAUAUUAAAGAAAAAUGGCCUAACGUACAAAGGGAGAAUUGACAUGGACGACUGCACCGUGAUUUGGCUGGGAGAUGGAGAAGGUACAACUACUUUAAUUUAUUUCUUGUUUUCAUCUGAAAGAAAUUCUAUGGCUUGACCAUAGGACGAGAAAUAAUGACUCAGACAGCAACUUAAUACAAGAGCAUAUAUGAACUUGUUUGCGGAGGACUCGGAAAAAAAGCCACUUACAUUUACUACUGAACAGUACCUUUUCGUGGCUGCAGACGCGGUCUCGGAAGUGUGGUAUUACGUGCGCAACCUAGAUCGUAGUUACGACAAGCUCGCUCGGCUGCCAGGGUUUCUCUUUCUUCCGGCCUUGUGAUUCUCGUUCUCGCUUUGAUCGGGGACGAAAGGAGAGGAUCACUUGGAAAGGGAACAACUGAACGAGGCACAGUGUUAUAAUUAGCAAUUUAAAGGCGUAAUUGCCUCAUCAACGGAAGGAAUAAAAAGACAAGCUGAUCCCUUUUUUGUUUUUAGAAACGUUAGACAGAUCACCACUUAACAACGCAUGGAAAAUCUAUAACUUCAAGAAGGAAAAGUGGUACAUAUUCUACACGAAAAAGGCGGCUCAGAGGGAAAAAUGGAUGAAAGCAUUUAAGGACGAGAGGAGAAGAGUUAAAGAAGAUGCUAAAACAGGUAAAAAACCGUUCGUUUUUUGGUGAUCAGUGACAUGACAUUGUGUUUUCAUGUUACUACCUCUUAAAGCAGUUGGAGUUUUUAAAAUGCGCGCCGUCACGCGAGUUACCGCUGACUGCCCGGAAAACUGUGUUCAGCCACCUUAAGGGAAUGUUUUGAUGCUCUGAAAUAGAUGGGAUAUCAAAGUUCCUUCUCUGACCAGUUGAAAGACCAAGUGAAACUGCUUUUUUCAACUUUCCUCUCUGUUUGUUCUUUUCAGGUCUUGUUAUCUCAGAGGAUACCAGGAAAGCUGCUAUGAGAGCGGCGAAAGCAUCAGUCAAAAAUAAGAAAGUCAACGGUAAGUUGAGAUUGCUGUUUCAAUACUUUGGGGGAGAGGAGGGUACAACACCUGCUGUGACGGGUUAGGGAAAGUACAUCCAUGGCCGUCGAUUAAUAAGCUCUACUAUACCAUCUUCUCGGGUUUGUAAACCAAGGUAAAGGCAGGAACGACGAGGAAUGGGAUAGCCUACGUGGCAGACGGUUUAUUUGGAUGUGUUUUUGGUUCGUAAAGUAAGAAGCAAGAAGAAAAAGGCAGAGAGCGGGAUAACCUCUGCCUUCUUUCUCUCUCUCGCCCCGUCCACCAUUGCUUUCUCGUAAUGACCUCUGUUUUCCUUUCGCGCGGCUUUUUUAUCUUCCUCUACGAACCAAAAGCAAAAAACAAACCAGGAAUUGGGCUAAGCUGGUCCAUUUGGACAACAGCAGUUAAAAAAUCGUGUCUUGUCAGUCAACUCCGGUCGCCAAGUACUCCGGUCAAUUAGCGUUUCUUCAUGUUCCUUUUGACAGGUAAGAAAGAAAAGCCGUUUAUAAAGUCUCAGUCUUCAGCAGAAAUUAAACCACCUCCCUCGCCAACUCUGAGGCUACCCGCCCCAGUCUCUAGCGCAGAUUUGAAAGAGGAGGAGGAAGAAGAAGGAGACAAAGAUAUUAACGGAAAUGGUUCUCCUCUCAGUCCCAGAUCGUCUGUCAUCCGAAGGAGUUUUGGUUUACGAGGAUCAAAAAGUAAAAAGAAAGAAAAUCGGAAGAGCUCGAUUUUUUAACGCAAAAUACUCAGUGGUCCCUGUCAGAUCCUCGCUAUGAAGCUUUACUAGCCAAAAAAAAAAAAGAUUGAUAUGCACAGGAACUCGAACAAUACCGAGCCCGUAGGAUGUUGCUCGCCAACAAAACGUGCCCCUGCAACCGCGGCAAGUUGACGUGGUAAUUUCUGAUUGGAUCAGAAGCGCGUCUCCUCGGUACAUCAACGAAGAUUAGCCGAAAGCAAAACGCGUGGCCCGAACCAACGUCAACUUCACGAGUAAUGUGAAAGCAGGAGUGGUAGAUCAUAAUUUCUCCAAGUGAAAUACUGUCAUCAGGCCCUCUUCCGACUUCUGUUGGUUGCAAGACAACUGGACACUUGAGUGCCACUUAACGUUAAAGGAACUUCAAUCAUAGCGUUUUCUGUGGUUUGUUCUGUUAUUUAGGCUUUGAUAUGGUAGGAUUAUCAAUGACAAAAAUAACUUUACACCAUUCGCGUCUUUCGUAGGAGUUAUCUUUAAAAUUUUAGCAGUGUAUUUAGCUGUAAUUUGUGUAUUUCAUAGCGUUACAAUUCAAUAGGCUGUUUAACCGUCGCGAGGAUAUUACACUAAUUUAUUUCAAUGAGCUCACUGCGACCUUUUCGUUCCCCAGUUUCCAUAUUUUGCUUCCCAAAUCUUAGGACAAAAUCUGAGAAACCAAUUAAAAUGAGACGAGUUUU